AUGAUCGUGGACUUCAUAAUGGUGUUACAUUUUCAUGUGAGGCGCCUCAAAAAACUAGUGUGGAAAGGAUAUAAAAACACCCUCACCGAAGAUGACUUACGGAACACCGAAACUGCAGAAGGAACCAAGGAGAUCGGGGAAGAGUUACAAAGGAACUGGUCCGCGGAGGUGUCGGCGUCGCAGACCUCCGGCAGGGAACCCAGCCUAGCUCGGGCCGUGGCCAGGACGUACGCCCGAGACUUCUGCCUGCUGGCCGUACCACUCGUCAUAGAGGCGGUCUUCCUAAGGCUCGCCGUCUGCUACCUGGGCGGGUCGCUGCUGGCGGUCAUCUCUCCAGGAGGGGCGGCGGGGCGGCGCGUGCUCAGAGGAUGGGAUGGUUACUGCUCACCCAUGGCCGCCUUUGCCUCGGUCAGACAAGAUGACGUUAUUGCCAGCCGCUGCCUCGCUCGCCUGUUCCCGGGCCCCCUGCCCCCUGCCCCCUGCCCCAUGCCCCCUAUCCUACCCCUACCCCCGCCCCUACCCCUACCCCCGCCCCUACCCCCGCCUCAUACGUGGCUGCUGUGUGUGCGGCAGGCGCUGCAGCGCCGCGGUGGACCUGCGCAGCCGGAGCGUAUGGUGUCGCUGCUGUCGGGCGCCGCGGCGCGGCUCGAGGCGUCGACAUCGGUGUUGCACUGGCUGUGGCUGCUGCACGUGCAGGCGGCGGCGGGCGCGGCCCUGCUGUACCACGUGCUGGGGCUGCCGGGCACUCUGGGCCUCGCCGCCAUCUACGUCGCCUUCACUCCAGUCCAAGCGUUGCUGGCGCGCGUGUUGCUGCGGCUGCGCAGGAGCGUGGCGCCCCACACGGAGGCGAGGACGCGGCUGGUGGCGGAGCUGGUGGCCGGCGUGGCCGCCGUCAAGGCCAACGCCUGGGAGCCAGUCUUCCAGGCCGCCAUCCAGGCGGCGCGCAGGUCCGAAAUGUCCAGAGUGGCGAUGGAGGCGAUGAUCUCCGGCUUCUCCAGGUCCUCCGUCAUCAUGGUGGACAGGCUGGCCGUCUUUGCCACUCUCCUCCUCUGCACGCUCUUCGGGUACAGGAUGGUCGCGUCCAAGAUCUUCACGGCCAUCAUGUUCUACUUCGACUUCAAAGUGUCGCUCGCCGUCUGUUUCCCUGCCGCAGCCUCAGCGUGGUCCGAGUGCAAACUGGCUGUAGAAAAUAUGCAGAAAUUCCUGCUGGAGGAAGAUCGUGCUGCCAACUCGCAGCAGGUGGGACCAGUCGCACAGGCAGAGGCAGAGCUUCCGGUGGGCGCUGUGGAGGCGCGCGAGGCCAACUUCCGGUGGACCUGCGACGGCCCAGAUGUCCUCGAGGGGAUCUCCUUCAGCCUGCCACCGGGGUCUCUGUGUGCCGUGGUGGGCCCCGUAGCCAGUGGCAAGACGUCGCUGCUGCUGGCGCUGCUGGGAGAGCUGCGAGCCUCAGGGGGCCGCGUGUCCGUGUCGGGCACGACGUCGCUGUCGCCACAGGAGGCGUGGGUGUUCAGCGGCAGCGCGCGCCACAACGUGGUGCUGGGGGGCUGCGGUGGCCGGCAGCCCGACGCGGACUGCGGCCGCUACGGGGCGGUGCUGGCGGCGUGCGACCUGCUGGGGGACCUGCGCCGGCUGCCCAGGGGGGACGAGACCCCCGUGGGUGAAAGGGGGGCGCGCCUCAGCGGGGGGCAGAGGGCCCGGCUGGCGCUCGCCAGGGCGGCAUAUCGGGAUGCGGAUGUCUACCUACUGGAUGACCCGCUCUCUGCUGUGGAUCCGCACGUGGCCAGCCACGUGUUCCACGAGUGUAUCCUGAAGCUGCUGGCUGGCAAGACGAGGCUGCUUGUCACACACCAGCUCAACCUCUUGCCCCUCUGUGACCACAUAAUCGUCCUCAACAAGGGUCGCAUUGAAUUUCAAGGAAGAUUCAACGAGAUUCAAGAAAACUACCAAGUCCUGACAAACAUUAUUUCCCUCAGUGCAACUGGAGGGCACAUCUUGGAAGAGGCUGAUGACGAAGAAGCUGAAAGUGAAGCUAUGGCGCCGGAGGCGUCGCCCUGCGCAGAGGACCUCCCGUGGAGCGAGCAGAGGGCAGCCCCCUGCUGGAGCCUGCUGUGGCUCUACCUGCGGGCGGGUUCCAGUCCUGUGGGUCUGGCUGGGCUGGUCGUCUGGCUGGUCGUCUCCCAGGCCGUCGCGCACGGAGCAAUCUACUGGGUGGCCAUCUGGUCUGACCUGGAGGCCGACGGGGGGCCGCGGCCCCCCCAGUGGCUGCUGCUGGGGGUGCAGGGCGGGCUGUCGCUGGCCAACGUGCUCCUGCUGGGCGCGCGCGCCGCGCUGUUGGUACGCCUGGCGCUGCGGGCGGCGCGCGGCCUGCACGACGGCGCGGCUGGCGCCCUGCUGGCGGCGCCCCUGCCCUUCUACCAGCGCUGCCCGGCCGCCGCCCUCGCCGCCCACUGCAGCGAGCACGUCGCCACCGUGGACCGCGCCCUGCCGCCCAGCCUCGUGUUCGCCACGCAGCUGCUGCUGAACAUCUUGGGCCACUGCGUGGUCAUCGCCAUAGUGGACUAUCAGUCGCUGCUGCCGAUGGCCCUCGCGCUGUGCGCCAUCUUCUGCGUCGCUAGAGUGUACGGCGCGGCCUCCAGGAGCGCCAAGAGCCUCGAGAGCAAACGCAGGACUCGGCUGUACGCCCACGCGGCCGACUCUCUGCACGGCCUGGUCACCAUCAGGGCUCUGGGCAAGGCGGAGGAGGCGCUGCACCAGUUCCACACCCGGCAGGACGACUACAUGUGUUCGAAAGCCGUGUCUGCCGAAAUAAGCAGCGAAGCCAACCUGUGGAUCGACGGCACGGUCGCUUUCUUCGCACUGUUCACUGUAAUAAUAAUCAUCAUAUUCGGAGAAAGUGUGGGCGUGACGGCCGGGGGCGUGGGCAUCGCGCUGACGCACCUGCUGGGGCUCUCCAGCAUCGUGUCCAAGCUGCUGGAGGAGGCGGCCAGGCUCCAGCAGCACCUGGCGGCCGUCCAGAGCGCCGCCGCCUUCGCCGCCGUCCCCCCGGAGGCUGACUACGGCGCCGGCGAGAAGUACGUACAGAAGCAGUGGUCGCUGGGUGGGUCCAUAGAAUUCCAGCAGGUUUCCCUCAAGUAUGAGAGAGGUCCAGUGGCCCUGAAGGACGUCAACUUGCGGAUAAUGGAUGGCGAGAAGGUGGCGGUGGUGGGGCGGACGGGCGCCGGCAAGUCUUCGCUGGGGGCGGCGCUGCUGCGGCUGGCUCCGCCCACCUCUGGCCGCGCCCUGCUGGGCGGCGUCGACGUCUGCGCUCUGCCGCUGGCCGCGCUGCGGCGCCGCGUCUGCCUCGUCCCCCAGCAGCCGGCGCUGUUCGCGGGGACCCUGAGGAGCAACCUGGACCCCACAGGGGAGGCGGGCGACGCCGCCGUCUGGCGGGCGCUGGAGCACGUGGAGCUCAGCGGUCUGAUCGCUGGGACCGGUCUGGAGACUCCAGUGGGCGCUGGAGGCAGCGGCUGGAGCGCUGGACAGCGGCAGCUCAUCUGCCUGGCCAGGGCGGCCCUGAGGAACGCCAAGGUGCUGAUCAUGGACGAGGCGACCGCCAACAUCGACCACGAGACGGAUGCGAUCAUCCAGAGGACGUGGCGGAAGCUCUUCGCCAGAUGCACAGUCAUCAUCAUUGCCCACAGAAUCCACACCGUCAUGGACUGCGACAAGGUGCUCGUCAUGAACAAUGGAAAGGUUGAGCAAUUCGGCCACCCGUACCAGCUGCUGAGGGAGCCCGGCGGCGCUCUGCACCGGCUGGCAGCGGAGGCCGGCGAAGACGUCCUCCAGAGUUUCCUGGAGCGCGCGAGGCAGACGUACCAGCGGAACGGCGCCACAAACGACGGGAACGAAAGGCCUGCGUAGUCCGUCGACUGACUGAUUACCAAAUGGAGCUGCAAACGCAGCAUAUUUCUGGAGCGGCUUACUACAAGGGCUUACCGAAAGGCCAACAAGUGGAUAGAUGGUGAAGCCGCGAACAUAACACGAGACCAAAUCUGACGACAGAACAUCUAGAUGAUAAGAUUAUUUUCUACCUGCAACUUCUCAAGUGGCAUUACAUAUAAGUUAGCUGACGUCUUGUCGAUGCUUGGUUGUUUGUCCAU
This is a messenger RNA of Schistocerca piceifrons (Central American locust), 4139 nucleotides long. RefSeq names its product ATP-binding cassette subfamily C member 4-like. The record is from RefSeq and is a predicted model, not a curated record. Gene Ontology annotation, cellular component: membrane. NCBI's taxonomy places the organism in Eukaryota, Metazoa, Arthropoda, Insecta, Orthoptera, Acrididae. Gene Ontology annotation, biological process: transmembrane transport. The transcript is spliced from 23 exons. Bases 1 to 3900 code for a protein of 1299 amino acids. Gene Ontology annotation, molecular function: ABC-type transporter activity; ATP hydrolysis activity; ATP binding.